Molecule: messenger RNA, 1828 nt
Organism: Medioppia subpectinata
Lineage: Eukaryota; Metazoa; Arthropoda; Arachnida; Sarcoptiformes; Oppiidae
Source: the annotation of a GenBank genome assembly
UGUUUCGCACAGUAUUUGACAUUCAAUUUGAAACACAAUUUUUAUCGCAAUUUAUUUGCAUUUGUUUUUUGUUGUGAUUUUCACUAUUGAGUCGACAGUAAAACAUAUUGUCUUUGAAAACAACACUAAAUAGACAUUCAAUUCAAAUGAUUACAGCAUUUGUUGUUUCAAUUGUUAAUUGCAUUUAAUUUGUGUGAAUUGAUUGUCACAACCCAUGGAUUCAAACGCCAAUCACAACAACAAUCAUAAUAGCGAUGAAAAGGGCGACCAAACAGACGGCCAGACCAUCGAUGGCCACACUUUGGCUCAUUUGAACCACAAUCCAGACAACGAGACCAUUGCUGUCGGACGUAAACAAUCAAAAGGUGCCGCACCGGCGAUGAACGGCUCGACAACAACCACCGCCACAACAGUGGCCGCCGACGAUCACCCGUUGAGCGCGCUAUCAGUGCCACAGCAGACACAGGCCGUCGAGUCAUCGGACACUGUGUCCACGUCUUCGUCGAUCGCCUCAUCCAACGACAGCCCUCCACAGCCGCCCACAACGCCUCCCACGACGUCUGCGCCGGUCGUCCAGAGGUCGGUAUCUGUGGCGCCGCCACCACUGCAACAACGGGUGACAUACUUGGGAUGUGUGGCCAUAAACGCGCCCCGAAGUGAAGCCGAGAUUCAGCGCAAUAUGGCUAUACUUAACGACAGCCCCUCCGCGAUGGACAUCACUCUCAUUGUGCCAAAGAGUCCCGAUGAGUGCGUCCAGAUGUAUGAGUUGGUGCCGGACUCGACGCCCAUCAUUAUCACCGCCGGCACUGGCGACGAGUCGAACGCCGGCGACGCCACCAAUGGUGACACCUCUGGGCCCAAACUGAUGGGUCAGUUCCCGAUCGCGCGCAUCAUAUUCUGCGCCAGAGGUAAACAAGAGUCCAACGAACGGAUGUGUUUUGCGUUCACCGCAUCGCACGGCUCCACCUUCGAGACCGGUGUCAUCAAGUGUCACGUCUUCAGGUGUCUCAACGCGCGCACCGUCGCUGAGAUACUCGAGGCAUUCGGUCUGGCGUUUAGACGUGUGCCGACAAACACGACCACUAAUCAAGACAUAAACAUAAUCGUGGAGUCGGGCCUCGAGAUCAAAGAGGACACCGCCGACGGCAAGUCUAACCCCUGUCCCAGAGAUAAGGAGUGCUUCAAGUUUAAGGCCAACGCCGAGAAGAAGAUAUGUAUCGCCAUUUUCCAGGACUCGACCCAAUCCCGGGUCACUCUCAACAUCGAGAAGUGCUUCGGAAUGCUAUUAUCGCCAGGCCGUAAUAUAAAGUCCUCGGAUAUGAUACCCAUCGGACUCUUAUCGAUGACCAAACACACGGUACCGACGGAUAACAAUCGCAAAGUUGUCACCCAAUGGCAGAUCAUCGGCGCCUGGAAUCCGACCGAACCGUUGUUUGAAGUGUUAAACUCGGAGACACCGCGAGACACACGGGUGUACUUCACGAUAGCCGUGGAUCUGGUCGUACAGGGUAUUCAAGAGCCGAUACGGUUCGUGUUCGAGGCCAAAGCCAAGAUCGUGACCACGUCGGCGGCCGACCGAUUCUGGAUCAAUAUACCGACCCUAUCGAAGGGCAAACCAUUUCACGAACAGUUUCACGUGCAGCUCCGGGAACGGGUCAACUCCGAGCCCAACUCCCGGUUUGAUGUGGUGUCGUGUUUCUCGGCCACUCAGCUCUCGCAUCAGCGCCACAAACUGGCCCUUCGGCUCCGCCACGACGGCAGUCAACAGCCAUCGUUGGGCGACCGCCGCGACUCUCACCGCAGUUCAGUCACGUCUCUGCCGACGCCG